This is a messenger RNA of Recurvomyces mirabilis, 1116 nucleotides long. RefSeq lists its product as uncharacterized. NCBI's taxonomy places the organism in Eukaryota, Fungi, Ascomycota, Dothideomycetes, Mycosphaerellales, Teratosphaeriaceae. The coding region runs from base 1 to 1116 and encodes 371 amino acids. The record is from RefSeq and is a predicted model, not a curated record. The transcript has a single exon.
AUGUCCGCCGCGUCCCGCCUCCCAACCAUCGCCGGCACCAUAACCCUCGGUGCACUCCUCGCAGGCCUCACCAGCCUCCCCUCCGUACGAGCCUUCCUCGUCCGCUAUCUUGGCUCAAGAGCAACAAGACAUAUGUGGAAACUCACGGCGGCGGCCUUCGCCAUUGCGAACUUCAAGAACAUCCCUUUCGUAUGGCAUAUUCGGGUCUUACGAGGGAUAUUUUAUCAGUUAUACCUUCAACCUACGCCUCAGCAGCCGAAGCACUUGUUCGCGCCUGUCAUUACCAGUUCGAGGAAUACGUUGUAUGACUGCGAUUAUAACAUGCAUAAGAGUAACAGCACCUAUUUUGCCGACCUAGAUGUUGCUCGUGCGCAUACAGUUGGCUGCUUGAUACGGACUGGCCUCUCGAGACUGAAUCGUGGAGACGAGGAAGGACUACCAGUAGAGGUCAUAGCUGCCAAGGGGAACUUCUAUGUUGCAUUGGGUGCGGUGAGCUGUUUCUUUCACAAGCAGAUUGAGCCUCUGCAGGCUUUUGAAAUACAUACGAGGGUCUUGAGUUGGGAUAGGAAGUGGUUGUACUUGGUCUCCCACUUUGUCAAGAAAGGUGCUGUGAAGCCGGAGUCCUAUGCACUCCAGCCGUGGAGGAAGGGAAAGAGGGUGACGGGAUCACAAAGCGAGCAGGAUAUGAAGAAACACAUUUUUGCUAGCAGUGUGGCAAGAUAUUGCUUCAAGAAGGGCCGUCUCACGAUCAACCCCGAGAUCGUGCUUGAAAGAUCGAGAAUACUACUUCCAAGGCCAGAAGAUGUGCAAUUACCACCAAGAGCAGAAGCUUCGAGCAAUGCCGUUCCUUCUGAGGUUGCACCUACACCAGCGAGCGAUACUGCAACAAAAAUUAGUGCUGCGGCUCUGGCGAGUCAAGUGUCUUCGAAGCUGGGUGACUACGCGGAGCAUGUGAGUAAGGAGGGUAUCGAGAACGAUGACAGUUGGACGUGGGAAGACAUGGAGAAUGAGCGUCUACGAGGGCUCAAGACGGCAUCACAUUUCGAUCAGCUGAGCGCGGCGCACAAUGAGUUGAGGAGUAAUGAAGCUCUGGGAGAGUAUUGUGAUUUCUGGUAA